This is a messenger RNA of Mugil cephalus (flathead mullet), 2245 nucleotides long. RefSeq names its product tRNA selenocysteine 1 associated protein 1b (gene trnau1apb). The record is from RefSeq and is a predicted model, not a curated record. The coding region runs from base 363 to 1376 and encodes 337 amino acids. NCBI's taxonomy places the organism in Eukaryota, Metazoa, Chordata, Actinopteri, Mugiliformes, Mugilidae. Gene Ontology annotation, molecular function: RNA binding. The transcript has 9 exons.
CCAUUCGUACUCACACUCACAACUAGGGACAGUUUAGAAUGCGCAAAGUACUGUAAAGUAUUCAUGUAUGACAAAGCAUUACAGACAUUCUACGUGGUUGUCCUUUAGCUCAGAAAUAUUGUCGGUCUUAUUUCAAAUGAUUUGUGAAGAGCGGCUGAUUGUUCAGUAAGGGAAUUUUUUGACGAUUGUGCAGGGCAAUUUUAAUUUGAAGUAAAACAAAUCUACCGGAAGUACGGUCGGAAGCGGAACAAGGAAUCGGUGUGUUGCUCGAGAACGUGUGGAGAAUCUUAACAUUUUGUCAUUUUUUGCACCACAGUCGAAUUUCGACAAAUCUUUCCACGACGUCGACUACACUUUUCAAGAUGUUUAACAGACAGACAAGCCUUUGGAUGGGUGAUCUGGACCCAUACAUGGACGAGAACUUUAUCAAGCAGGCCUUCAGUGCUAUGGGAGAGUCACCGUUUGGAGUGAAGAUCAUUACUCACAGGAUAACAGGUGGUUCAGCAGGAUACUGUUUUGUGGAGCUGGCAGAUGAAGCAAGUGUAGACCGCUGCGUUCAAAAGCUCAACGGAAAACUGGUUCCAGGAUCAAAUCCGCCCCGGAAGUUUAAGCUAAACUAUGCCACCUACGGGAAACGGCCAGAGGCAGGGCCGGAGUUCUCAGUGUUCGUGGGCGACUUGGCCUCUGAGGUGGACGACUUUCAGCUGCAUCAAGUUUUUAAGAAAUACCCUUCCUGCAAAGGAGCCAAAGUAGUCACUGACCAGUAUGGAUACUCGAGAGGCUACGGCUUUGUCAAGUUUGGGGAGGAGACCGAGCAGAAGAAGGCGAUCGAGGAGUGCCAGGGUACGAUGCUGGGCGGAAAGCCACUCAGACUCAGUAUCGCUGUAGCAAAGAGCCAGAAGAUGACCAGCUACCAUGGGAGCCAGGGCCAAAAUUACAAUAGCAGCUACAACCAGACUCAGUCCAGUUACUAUGGCAGCCAAACCGGGCAAGGGGGCUAUUACCCUCAGUGGGGGGGCUAUGACCAGUACGGUGGAUACAACAGCAGCGGAUAUAACAGUGGCUACAACAGUUCCUACAACAGUGGCUACAACUACAACUACGCUCCCUAUGGAUACCCUCCACCAGGCCACAUGAUGCCGCCUCCUCCUGUGGGGAUGCCACCCAUGUCCACUGACAUGUCAGGAGCUGUAGAGAGCCACGAGGAAGCUGAAGACGUAGAGGACGAUAAUGUAGAAGAGCCCAUCCCUGAAUGUGACGUGGAGGUGUGGAACAAGGAUUUUAUGCAGCGCAGCGAGGAGCUUUAUGAUGCCAUGAUGAACUGUCACUGGGAGCCUCUGGACUCUGUUGACUCCCCUAUCUCCUCUCUCUCUUGAUAACUUCUCAUUUAGUUUCCUCUCCCUCUCCUCAGAUGAGUCAUUUUUUAAAUGAUUUUCUACUCCCAGAAUCUAACACCACGUUGACACUUCAUAAAGGCCAGCCUGAGUGUCUGUCUGACUUACCCAAGGCUGUCAGUACAGAUGUACUUGUUUCUCUUUUAACAUUAAAUUCACAGACACCGACUUAACUGUAAUGUUUACCAUGUUGGUAAUAAUCAGUGAAGUCACUGUGUAGUCCACUCUAUCUGUAUACACCAGGUCCAGAAGAAUAAAGUGCUGAAGUUGACCGGCACAGAAAAGCUGUUGGAUGUUGUGCCAGUACUUCACCAUGAGAUGAUGUCAGUCAUUUUUGUUGAUCUCUGUUGUAAUGGCCAGCAAAAGCUAGUGUUGCUCAAUUAAUAUGGCCUUUGACUGGUUAAGAAGAGAUUGUCUUCUGAAGACAAAAAUUAAAACUAUGCCUUGAUUGUUUUUUGUCAUGUACUUCCUGUCAGUCCAGGAUGGCCAUUAGAAUUCAUGUGUACAUGCAGGAUAUCAGUCUUUCUUGUUUUAAUGAAGGAUUUUCCUCCGUUUUUUGUUUUGUUUUUAAAUUUGUAUCACUUGUAUCUUGGUGUGAGCAGCAUGGGAAGAUGAUGAAGUUUACCCAAAAGGAAUCAUCCAGAAAUGUAAUGUAUCUGUUUUCCAGACAAGAAGCUGUAUCUUUUUAUGAAACUGUUGACAAAUUGUAUGAAAGGAUUUUGUGAGGUCGACAGCUGGUGUCCUGUGUCAGGUUUCAAGGUAGAAUUUAUUUUCUGCUGUUUGAUGGCUGAAAUAUAAUUAUAUAUUUUCUUUCUGGAGAAGUUUUAUCAAUAAAACAGAUUUGGAAGGAA